Synchytrium microbalum is the source of this 1029-nucleotide messenger RNA. RefSeq lists its product as uncharacterized. NCBI's taxonomy places the organism in Eukaryota, Fungi, Chytridiomycota, Chytridiomycetes, Synchytriales, Synchytriaceae. Gene Ontology annotation, cellular component: CURI complex; UTP-C complex. The transcript has 3 exons. Gene Ontology annotation, molecular function: RNA binding. Gene Ontology annotation, biological process: rRNA processing; ribosomal small subunit assembly. The record is from RefSeq and is a predicted model, not a curated record. Bases 1 to 1029 code for a protein of 342 amino acids.
AUGGCCAAGAGAAAGAGGAAUCAGGCAGCUGCUAAACCAGCAGAGAAGCCAUGGUGGGACCAGGAAGAAGAUGAUGAACCUGUCGCUGCGAACGUCGAACCCCAAAAUCCAACAAAACCAACUACAAACACCGAUACGAGCAGCACCACUAUAUCGUCAUUCGCAUCCUUCAAAGUCCUCACAAUCCAAAUGCCACCACUACUCACAUCAACAAAACAAAUCCCAAUCACAAACCACCACCUUCCAAGCACCAUCAACCCCAUACCUGUAACCCACCAUCUGUUCCUAAAGAGGCACGAGACUCGUAAAGCCAAUAAUAAUAGCAAUCCUAAACCUAGUAAUGACGAAGAAUGGCCUGUAAAUCGGACUCUGUUUGUUGCUAAUGUGCCAAUUGAUGCUACAAAGCUGCAUUUUGAGACUCUGUUCAAGGGGUGUGGGAGUGUACAGGAUGUAUUCUUUCAUCGUGAGAAGAGUGGAGGGAAUUCUUUGGCUAGGACGGCUCAUGUGGUGUUUGAGGACGAGGAUGGGGUCGAUUGUGCUUUGGAAUUGAAGGCUGGGCAGGCUAGGAUAUGGGUUAGUGCUGAUACUAAUGCUGAUAGUGAUGAAGAGGACAGUAAUGAGUUGCUGGGUAUACCGAAAUGGCAAGCAGAACAAUCCAUCCUAUACCCACCACUUCCGGACCUCUUAUCCCGCGUCACCCACGAGCUAGCAAUAUUCGAACAAGCCGAAAAAGAUGCUCGUGAAGCAGCCAGAAACAAACGUAACGUCCCCGACGCAGAUGGAUUUAUAACCGUAACUCGUGCCUCGAAACGUAAAACAGCUACUGAUGGGUCUGGGGCUACUGUUACGGCUGCAAAGGCUGAGGAGGUCAAGAAUCUGAAGCCAAAGAAGAGAGAGUUGCUUGAUUUCUAUAGGUUCCAGAUAAAGGAGAAGAAGAUGAAUCAGCUAACCGAGCUACGAAAGAAAUUCGAGCAAGACAAGGAACGUAUUACUGCACUCAAAAACACUCGCAAAUUCAAACCAUACUAG